Symbiodinium pilosum is the source of this 438-nucleotide messenger RNA. Lineage: Eukaryota; Dinophyceae; Suessiales; Symbiodiniaceae. The record is from the annotation of a GenBank genome assembly.
AUGCUGCAGGCUAGCUUUUGCGAGAAAGCGAUCUCAUCCUACUCGUUUGCGAUUCCUGCCGAGGGUGAAGGGGGCCAUGAGCACGUCAUCCGUAUGCAGAUGCAGCGAGCUGUAAACAGCUACGUGGCUCACUUGCGUGGCAUUGGCAAGGAUUUCUGGGAAUACCAGGAGCCCUGGAAGGAGGAUGCAUGCGUUCAGGCAAUUUGGAAGAUGGCAUGUUACACUCAUUUUCCUCGCUGCAGUGAUAAGGACAAGGCAAAGUACCUUCGCCCAUGUGCAAGCGCUUGCCAAGGCUAUCUGGAGGCUUGCCAGGUCAAUUGCUGUGACGAUGGUAACAAGUGCGUCUUCACCCAUCACAAGAAGCUAUCCGAUGGCGGCUCGCUCGUUGAGAAGGGCUACGACCAUCGCGCAGGGCCGUCGCCAUUCUGCACAGGCUGA